Molecule: messenger RNA, 1401 nt
Organism: Penicillium griseofulvum
Lineage: Eukaryota; Fungi; Ascomycota; Eurotiomycetes; Eurotiales; Aspergillaceae
Product: putative MFS monocarboxylate transporter (Mct)
Exons: 4
Coding region: 1-1401 (466 amino acids)
Biological process (GO): transmembrane transport
Cellular component (GO): fungal-type vacuole membrane
Molecular function (GO): transmembrane transporter activity
Source: RefSeq, a predicted model, not a curated record
AUGGCACAUCAGACUGAGAUUGUAUCCUCUACCGACAGUGACAGUAUACAACUUUCCAACGGUUCAACGCCCACCAUGAGUAUGCAUGAAAAUAAUGAUACCGAGAAAGGACUCGGGCCAUUGGAAAAAGACAUACAAUCACCUUCCGAGAAGUCAGUUGCUGCUGGUCCAGUACCCGCGACACCAGUGAUCGGUCCGCCACCUGAUGGAGGUACACAGGCAUGGCUGGUCGUCCUAGGAGCUUUCUGCGGUCUAUUCGUUAGUUUCGGCUGGAUCAAUUGCAUUGGAGUCUUCCAAGCAUACUACGAAAGUCACCAACUGAAGGAGUUCUCCACCAGUACAGUAACAUGGAUCACAUCGCUAGAAACCUUCACGAUGUUCUUCUGCGGCCCAAUGUUUGGAACCCUGUUCGACAGCUACGGCCCGCGCUGGAUCCUCCUCGUCGGCACAAUCCUCCACGUCUUCGGUCUAAUGAUGGCUUCCCUCUCAACAGAGUACUACCAAUUCAUCCUCGCGCAAGGAAUCUGCAGCCCAAUCGGCGCAAGCGCCAUCUUCAACGCCUCCGUCAACUCCGUCAGCACCUGGUUCGCUAAGCGUCGUGCUUUCGCCCUCGGCGUAACAGCCGCUGGAUCAAGUCUAGGAGGAGUCAUCUUCCCUAUCAUGGUCACCCAACUGAUUCCCAAAGUUGGGUUCCCGUGGGCGAUGAGAAUCUGCGCCUUCCUCAUUUUGUUCAUGUUGGGUAUCACCAAUCUCACCCUAAAGUCGAGAUUGUCACAUCGCCCGAAGCCAUUUGAUUUCCUGGGUUUCCUGAGGCCGUUGGCUGAACUCAAGUUUGCGCUUACGCUUGCUUCUGCCUUUUGCUUCUUUUGGGGCAUGUUUUUGCCAUUCACUUUUGUUAUCACCCAGGCUGAGAGAUAUGGCAUGUCUGCCAAUCUGGCCGGGUAUCUGAUUCCGAUUUUGAAUGCCUCUAGUAUCUUCGGCCGUACACUUCCAGGCUAUCUCGCUGACAAAAUCGGCCGCUAUAACAUGAUGGUUCUAACAACGUUCUUCUCGUCCAUCCUCGUUCUAGCCCUCUGGCUGCCAUCAAGGGGCAAUGCUCCGGCAAUUGUUUUCAGUGCCCUAUACGGCUUUGGCUCCGGUGCAUUUGUCUCACUUGCGCCAGCUCUUGUAGCGCAAAUCUCCGAUCUGCGUCAGGUGGGCGUGCGGAAUGGCACUUUCUUUGCUGUCAUCUCCUUUGCGGCCUUGACUGGUACUCCUAUUGGUGGUGCUUUGGUGCCAGAUGUUCUCCAUGACGAUUAUACCCGACUACAGAUAUUCGCUGGUGUUGUUAUGAUUGCUGGAUCUGUUAUGUUUGUUUUUGCCCGGGGCGCUGUUGGUGGGUUUAAACUUACGAAGGUGUAA